Messenger RNA from Limulus polyphemus (Atlantic horseshoe crab), 2179 nucleotides. Its product is annotated as failed axon connections-like. The record is from RefSeq and is a predicted model, not a curated record. The coding region runs from base 181 to 1251 and encodes 356 amino acids. Lineage: Eukaryota; Metazoa; Arthropoda; Merostomata; Xiphosura; Limulidae. Gene Ontology annotation, cellular component: cytoplasm. The transcript has 5 exons.
ACUACCUGCGCGCCUUCCAAUUCGCGUCGGCGCAGUGUACGAUAUUGACAAGAAGGAGAUAGCUGACCGAGGCGAAAGGCAGGCACAGGAUUGAGAACGCCGAAGAUCUGUCUUAUCGCUGUUGUUUCAGACUGCUGCACGCCAUUUUGAAGAAGAUUUAGUCUAUUUAUCGCCGACGAUAUGACGAGCACCGAAUCCGCCGCAGAAAAUACCGAGGCAUCAAAAAACAGCGCUACUCCAACCGAAACUAAAGUGGAAAAUAAGACCACCACACAGUCAACAAGAACCAGGCCUUCAGUUCACAAAAGUAAUUACGAGAAUGAUACAGUUUAUUUGUAUCAGUUUGUACGGUGUCCCGUUGUCCCCUCGCCAUCUCCGUUUUGUCUGAAAGUUGAAACUUGGCUGCGAAUGACGGGUGUGAAAUACGAGAAUGUUGAUCACCGGCUGAAGUUCAAGUCAAAGAAAGGCCAGUUACCGUUUGUGGAGCUGAAUGGAACUGAAAUAGCAGAUUCAGACAUUAUUAUUAGUGAACUGAGCAAGAAGUUUGAUAAAGAUCUUGAUGCUGAUCUCUCUGUAGAUCAGAAAAACGUUAGCCAUGCUUUCAGCUCGAUGCUCAACAAUCACACAUCAUGGGUGAUGCGUUGGUGGCGCUACAACCACCCAGCCCAGUUUUUAAAGAUUGCCCAGCUGGAUGUGAAACGAGCACUAAAUUCUAAGCUUCCUAAAGGGAUUCUUCAGUUCUUCUUCAAGAUGAGUUUCAGAAGUAACGUCAAGAAGGCUAUUGGACACGGUCUGGGACGUCAUAGUAAUGAAGAGAUCCUACAGUUUGGGAAGGAUGACUUGAAGGCUUUGUCAGAGUACCUACAGGACAAACCUUUUUUCUUCGGAGAUGAACCCCAUCUUCUGGACUGCGUGGCCUUCGCUCACUUGUGCCAGUUUUACUACGUAAGCUUUGGGGACAUAAAGGAAUAUAUGGAUGCCAACUGUACCAAUCUGGUCAGUUUCCUAGAGAGGAUGAAAGAGCGUUAUUGGCAAGACUGGGAAGAGAUGUCCAAGUCUUUGGAGCUAAACACUCACCUACCGAAGAAGAAGGAGGAGGAGGAAAAAGAAAACAAAGAAAAAGUUGCCCCAGAAGAUAACGACAAGGAGGAAAAAAAAGAUUCGGAGGAGAAAGAAGAAGAUAAGCUUAAAGAUAACAAGGAUGAAAUCUCUGAAGAAAAGACCAAAGAAGAAAGUGAGAAAAAAGAAUAGACACGAACUUUAUUAGUGGUUUUGUGAUCAGGACAGACCAAUUAAGUACUCAUCGUGAGGUCACAAAUACCGACUCUCAAGUGACUUUGAUGUUGAAUUGUUUUGAUGUUGCUUGUGGCCCCCUCCCCUCCCCCGUUUUACGCUGGGUCACUUGUUCAUACGGAGAGAUAUGUAGGUAUUAUCUGAAUUUCGCAUUGCCGUCUUCAUUCCAAAAUGUCUGGUCAGUAUUAAUUGCUCUGUGUAUGUUCAACCCCUGUUCCCCUUUUAAAUGUGGAUUAAAAUAGCUUUUUUUAUACAUGUAGACAGUAAGUACACCUUAAGUGGCAGCUGUGUUGAUUGGUUAAUGUGUCCUUUGCUCAAUGUUUCACAAAAUGCUCAGCUUCUUGUCAUGCACCAAGGUGCUCGUAAUGUUAAACUUACCUGCAUCCAUUCAAUAUGCCCCUUUUUUACUUAUUCGCACAUUGAAUUUUCUGGGUACAAUUUGUAUUUAUACUUGUAAAAGUGACCAAAAGUGGGAAUAUUUCAAACCAUUUUAUUUGUGGGUUGUUAAAGGUUCUCUCUCUCUCUCUCUCUCUCUCACACACACACACACACACACACACACACACACACACACACACACACACAAACAAACAAAUUAAAGCUUCCAUUUUAAAUUUCUGAUCUAACCAGCGAUGGUACAAAACCUGGGCGUAGGUGAGGAGGCGUGUUUUUAGCAUCUCGUAUACAACGUAUAACAACAAAAAAAAAAAAUAUACGUAUUCGUUUUAUAGAGAAUUCAUUCUUUGAAGACGUGUUUUUACGCCGGUAUUGUCCUGUUGUUUUGUAAAACGACUCCAUGUUGCCUGAUUGCAUUGAUAUAUUCUUAUUUUAUAAAUGUACUACAUAAUUUGUAACCUACAGCAUUGUGAUUAAAAUGUUGAUUGCU